UUCGUCUUGGCUUUGACGAGCAUCACAAAAGACAUCAUUGGGAGGACUACAACAGAGAGGUGUCUCCACCAACAGCUAUCGUAACAGCUCAGGAUGAAUCUGGAGCCGCACAAAAUUGAGAUCAAGUCGGCCACUCGGGUCACCGGCGGCCCCGCCACCCCACGCAAAGGCCCGCCCAAGUUCAAGCAGAGGCAGACCCGCCAGUUCAAGAGCAAACCCCCGAAGAAGGGAAUCCAGGGGUUUGGUGAUGAUAUCCCCGGGAUGGAGGGCUUAGGCACAGACAUCACGGUCAUCUGUCCCUGGGAGGCCUUCAAUCACCUGGAGCUGCAUGAGCUGGCUCAGUAUGGUAUCAUCUGAGCCGCCCUGCUCCACCCUGCAGUCCUCUGAGGAUUACAGACCACAUCCCGACACGUCACGUCAUCUGCCUCAGGCUCCAUGUCAACGCUUUAAAUGAACACACUUUAAAUAAAACAACAUAAUGAACUGGAAUCAACACAAAACAUGAAAAAAAAACACUUCUACAAUUCU
Molecule: messenger RNA, 528 nt
Organism: Notolabrus celidotus (New Zealand spotty)
Lineage: Eukaryota; Metazoa; Chordata; Actinopteri; Labriformes; Labridae
Gene: pde6gb
Product: phosphodiesterase 6G, cGMP-specific, rod, gamma, paralog b
Exons: 2
Coding region: 94-357 (87 amino acids)
Biological process (GO): positive regulation of epidermal growth factor receptor signaling pathway; positive regulation of G protein-coupled receptor signaling pathway; visual perception
Cellular component (GO): photoreceptor outer segment membrane
Molecular function (GO): 3',5'-cyclic-nucleotide phosphodiesterase activity; cGMP binding
Source: RefSeq, a predicted model, not a curated record